CCUCGCUUGAUACUAUUAAAAAACAUUGCACACGAUCAUGCGAAGCCGUGAAUCCUACCGCCUUUAUUUAGCGCCGGCGUUCCCGCGUUAAUAAUUUCUCCUGAAUCGGAGGACCAAUAAUCAGCUGACGCACCGUUGUUUUGAUGUCGGCGGACCGUGCCAGCCUGACUGUAGAGAGACGACGGACGACGGCGAGGGGAGAGAUUUCUCUUUCUUUACCUAAGCACUGAGUCGGGAUUUAGUGAAUACAAGUUCAAUUAGAUAAACGACCGCAAAGAUGGGAGUACCAAAGUUUUUUAGAUGGAUGUCUGAACGAUAUCCUUGCCUCAGCGAGAUUGUCAAGGAAUACCAGAUUCCUGAGUUUGACAAUCUGUACCUGGAUAUGAAUGGUAUUAUCCACCCAUGUUCGCAUCCAGAUGACUCUAACCCACACUUCCGCAUCACCGAGGAGACAAUAUUCAACAACAUCUUUCAUUACAUUGAGGUUCUGUUCCGCAUGAUCCGCCCGAAGAAGGUGUUCUUUAUGGCGGUGGACGGCGUGGCGCCCCGAGCCAAGAUGAAUCAGCAGCGCGGCCGCAGGUUCCGCUCAGUUCGCGAGGCACAGGACCGGGAGCGCGAGGCGCGCAACCGCGGCGAGGUGCUUCCCACCGAGAAACGCUUCGACUCCAACUGCAUCACGCCCGGCACGGGGUUCAUGGUCCGUCUGAACGCCCAGCUGCGCUACUUCGUGGCCAGGAAGAUCAGCACCGACCCGCUCUGGCAGGGCAUCCGCGUCAUCCUCUCGGGACACGACGUGCCUGGCGAGGGGGAGCACAAGGUGAUGGAGUUUAUUCGGUACGAGAAGUCGCUGCCUGACUACGACCACAACACACGACACUGUCUGUACGGGCUGGACGCCGACCUGAUCGUGCUGGGCCUGUGCACGCACGAGCCCCACUUCAGCCUGCUCAGAGAGGAGGUGCUGUUCACCAAGCAGCAGACGAAGCGGACCACGGUGCCGGAGGAGAUGACGUUCUACCUGCUGCACCUGAGCUUGUUCCGCGAGUACCUGGGGUACGAGUUCAGCGACCUGGAGAAGGAUUUGCCGUUCAAGUUCGACCUGGAGCGCAUCAUCGACGACUGGGUGAUGCUGGGCUUCCUGGUGGGUAACGACUUCGUGCCUCACCUGCCGAACCUGCACAUCCGCGAGAACGCGCUGCCCACCGUCUACCGCUGCUACAAGCAGGUGCUGCCCACACUGGAUGGCUACAUUAAUGACGGCGGCACGCUGGUGCUGGAGCGUUUCGAGGCGCUAAUGCAGCAGCUGGCCCAGUGGGAGCUGGACAGACUGGAGGAUAAGGCGGCCGACCAGCGCUGGCUCGACUCCAAACGCCAGCAGGGCACCAUGGACAUCCGCUACUCCGCCGGCAAAGCGCGAGACAAAAAGAGCAACAUCAAGCUGAAGGGCCGCGCCGAUUUCGAGUCGUUCGCCAUGUUUGACGGUCUGGACGGCCUGGAGGACGGCGAGGAACUGGAGCCGAGCAAGAACAAAUCCGUGUUCAGUGAGAUCCACACCAACAUCGACGACGAGCUGUUGGAGGGUGACGAGUCGGUCUCGGAGCUCGAGUACCGUCAGCAGCGGCGCCACUACUACCAGACCAAGAUGGACGUCGACAUCUGCCCCGAGGAGGCGCUCCGACUGGCCGUCGAGUAUGUGCGCGCCAUCCAGUGGAUCCUGCACUACUACUACGACGGCGUGUGCUCGUGGUCCUGGUUCUACCCGUCCCACUAUGCGCCCUACAUCGGCGACGUGCGCGGCUUCAGCGCCGUACCGGGCGUGGUGGACUUCGAGUACGGCCGGCCGUUCCUGCCGUACGAGCAGCUUCUGGCCGUGCUGCCGGCCGCCAGCCAGGACUCGCUGCCCGAAUGUCUGCGGCCGCUCAUGACCUCCCCCCAGUCGCCCAUCAUCGACUACUACCCGGAGACGUUCGAGACAGACCUCAACGGCAAGACGCAGGACUGGGAGGCGGUGGUGCUGAUCCCGUUCAUCGACCAGGAGCGACUCCUGGCCGCCAUCCGGCCGCUUUACGACCAGCUGACGCCUGAAGAGGCGGCGCGCAACGUGCACGGCGACGCCCACCUGAUCGAGUACACGGCUGAGGACCAGGGGCGCACGGAGUCGCCGGGCUACUUCCCGCCGCUGCGACACACCUUCGCCCGGGUGACGGCGCGGCCGCGCGACCCGUUCAUCGCCGAGCGCCGCCACCUCCGCAAGGGCUUGCUGCCGGGCGCGCGGCUGGACGUGCUGGCCGCCGGCUUCCCGACGCUGCGCCACGUGCCGCACUCGUUCCACCUGGCGCGCUGCAAGGUGAAGGUGUUCCAGCAGGCCUCGAUGGGCGAGAACAUGAUGCUGACGGUGCGCACGCCGUGGGGAGAUGGUGAGCCGGACGCCGAAGCAGAGGCGCGCCGGCUGCUCGGCCGAGUCGUGUUCGUCCAGUGGCCGCACCUCACAGAGGCCACCGUGGUGUCUGUGGCCACGCCGGAGAAGAAGUACAGCCUGCAGAAGGGCUCCACCGACCAGCUGAGUGUGCAGCCGCUCAGCGACACCGACCGCACCGUCUGGAUCGGACACAUGCACGACAUCAAGAGCGAGUACGAGGGCCGUCGGGGUAUUCUGACGGACGACAUCCCCGUGCUGGUGUACGCCAAACCUCUGACCGGACGGAAACACGCGGCUACCCCCGACGGCCACGUGGUGCUUCAGAAACAGUGGUCGACGGUGCCGAAGCCGUUCGCGCUACAGACCUGUGUCCGCGAGCUGAAGACGCUGGAGGGCAGCUACACCAAGUACACCUCGGUGGCCGACCUCUUCGACAAGGGCUCCCACUGCUUCGUGCUCGCCCCUGACUCCUACGCCUCAAUGGGAAAGGUGAUCGAGGUGACGGAGCGGGGUCGGGUGCGUCUGGACGUCACCCUCACUCCGGAGCCGGACUUCAGCGCCGUGCAGCGCAAGGAGGCCCGCCUGGCGGCCACCUAUUUCCCAGGGUACGUGGUGGCGCAGAAGCUAGGCAUCACCUCACACCUGGUAUCGCGGCUGACUGGCUGCCUGCUGCUGGAGCCCGGUGGCGGCGCGCGCGCCAACGGAGCCUCCAACAUCGUCGGCGAACUGGAGGACGCGCGCAUCGACCGGGACGCCAAGUUCAACUGCGCCAUCGAGAUCAAACACAACAAGAAAAACGAGGAGAUGCCGGGCUACUCGCGGCGCAAGGACGGCCAGUGGAUGUACUCGGGCCGGCUGAUCGACGUGCUCCGAGAGUACAUGUCGCUGUUCCCGGAGCUUAUCGAAUUCCUCGGACGGAACACAGAGGGCUUCAAGUUCAAGGAGGGGGACAUCUGGCCCGAGCCCGAAAUAAGGGCGCGCCGGGUCCGCCAGCUGAAGGACUGGCUGAAGCAGGUGCCGUGCGCGCAGACGGAGCGCUGGCCGUGCGGCGCGCCGCUGCUGGAAGCGGAGGUAGUGCGCGCGCUGGAGCAGGCCGUGGACCAGCACCGGCCGUCGCAGCCGCGCACCCGGCUCAGCGUCAAACCGCACCUGCUCUACAAGCCCAGUCAGAUUGGCGGCAGCGCUCCUCCCGACCCCGAGGCCACCUACCAGCUCUAUGAUCGGGUAAUCAACGUGCGUGAGGGCUUCAGCGUGCCACUCGGCGCCAAGGGAACCGUCAUCGGUAUCCGCGAGGCGGCCGAGCCGGCGGACGUGCUGUACGAGGUGCUGUACGACGAGCCGUUCGAGGGAGGUCUGGCACUGCGCUGCUCAGCCGGCCGCGGCUACAAGAUGCCGCCCUUCAGCCUGAUGAACAUCAGCCACGGCCUGCGACUCAAGUUCGGGCAGACGGGCCAGACGGUGGCCGCUGCCGCCGCCGGAGCGGGCCGGGCGACCAACGGCGCCGCGUCAGCGUCCGGAGGUCUGGCGCAGUUCUCUCACUCCCCGGGCUCACCGUUUGCCGAGACGCACCGCUCACCUACCACGGCCCGGAACCACGUACCGGCUCAGCAGCAGAGGGAGGCCAGGACGGCAGCGGAUCGGCAGCCGGGUCGCGUCGCGCCCCAGCCAGCCCGCAGUCCGGAGAAGCAGCGGCAGGCGGCCCAAAAGGUCCCUCAGCCAGCGGCGGCGGCGGUCAACCGGGCUUCCCCGGGCGGCGGUGGCAGUCCCCACCGACAGAAGGUCAGUCCCCACCGACAGAAGGUGGCGGGCUCCGGUCGGCUGGCGCACCUCGCUCGCCAGCCGGCCACGCCGCCCAUGCCGCCGAUGCCUCCGAUGCCGCCGAUGCCGAGCUGCGGGGACACUUUUACGGACAUCUGGCAGGAUCUGCAGCGGGCGGCGGCCGCGCCGGCCGGCGCCGCCGUGUCGCUGGGACAGACGCCGCAGGUCGGGCACGUGGCGCCCGCCCGGCAGGUGGUGCCGGUGUCGGCGGGGCCGCUGCCGGCUGGCCUGCUGCCCGUGCCCGUGCCCUCCUCUCUGUCGGCCCCGGUGACCGCUGCACCGGCCAGCGACGGCCGGGCCGUGCGCGAGGCCCCUGCUAAGUCGCCCGCUGAGGCCCCGGCGCACCCCGUCCGGCCGGCCCCGGCCCCGGCCCAGCCGGUCCGCCCCGCCCAGCAGCUCGACUCCUGUGACCGUCUGCUGCGGCUGCUGCAGAACACCGAUGGCGGAGUACCUCGGUACACGUAUGUUGCCUCAGACGGAGGUUCGUUCGUGGCCACGGUGGUGCUGCCCAGCGGCCGGUCUGUCCGCGGCGGGUCCGCUCCCAGCCGGGACCAGGCGGCCUCUCUGGCGGCGGCGGCUGCCCUGAGCGAGCUGGGGUCCCCGACCCAGCCACCUACAGCGACUACAGUAACAGCAGCGCCGGCGGGCGGCCGACCGAGCGGGGGCCGGCAGCAGCAACCACCGGCCGCAGGUGCCGACUUCCUGAACAUGCUGCGCACACCAGUGCGCGCCACGCAGCCGCCGCCGGCCACCGGGGACAUAACGCACAGCCUACUGCAGAUGCUGGGACAGCCGGCCGGCGGCGCGGGCGGGCAGCCGGCGGCGGCAGGCAGGCAGCCACACUCGGCCGCCCCCGCCCCCGCCCCCGCCCCCGCCCAGAGUCACGGCCGGCCCAGGAAGUCGACCCACUCCGCCCCCGCCCCCGCCCCGGCCGGCCAGGGCGGCCGCUCAGCCGUGAACGGUGGCCGACACGGCGGCUUCGUGCCCAUGCAGGUCACCAAGAAGGGCACGCCCAAGAAGGCGGAGCCGGGGGCGGCCGGCGGCGGGCGGAAGAAGCCUGUGGCCGGAGAGACCGCGCCCGCCGCCGCCGGGCCGGAGAAGGUCACAGCGCCGGCUGCCGCCAACGGGGCCGGUCCGUCCGCCGCUACGCCGGCCGCGGAGGGGCAGGCGGCCGCGGCCGACCAGCCGGGCGCGGCGCCUCCCAAAAAGCCGGCCGGACGCGCCCGCCUCUUCCGACGAGCGCCCAAAAAUCGACUGGCGUGCAAGUUUUAGCGUGGAAUAGUACGGGUGCCUGGGAUGGGGCGCCUCAGGGACACUCUGGCUUUGGGCUCUGAGGAGUCCGUGGCGUGUUUUAGCUGAGCACAAAUUGCUGACGAGAGGAAGGAAGGCUGCGGCGGUGAGAGGGAGGCCAUAUUUUAUCAACACCAAAGGUACAAUUAGUUUGAUCAACUGACGAGAUAACAAGACUAGUCUCGUUUGCCUGGUUCGCAAUGAACCACUCAAUCUGUUUUUCUUCGGUGUGUCUGUAGUAGAAUAGGCCGUCCCGAACCGGACUCGGUCCUCUAUUAACGCUUCAGAAUGUGUAUAUAAAGCCGGAGCCUCGUUGAGGCGGUUGCGCGGCGCCGCGGGUCGUCGUCCUGGGCGGCCACGCGCCCGCUCCCUGCGGCGCCGGGUGAGGACAGGCUGUGCUGCUGAUUGUGAUGGUACCGUCACCACGGUCCGUGGCGUCACCGGCGGUCAGUUAGCGACAUUGUCGGCACUGACGUGGUGUGCGGCCCUCGGCCACUCGGCGGAUAGAGAGCUGUCGGUGCCGGAAUGCCGCCGUGCGCGCCGCGGCGGAGCAUGGCCUGUCACCGGCAGGCAGGGCCGCCCGCCGCGACCGGUGGCUCGUGCAGUGUGUACUUAGUGCAGAGUGGGCACCGCCCACCGCUGUUACGCGGCUGUGGACGCCGUGUAACGCAGUGUGACGACGUGACGCUGGCGUGAUGUGAGGUGGCGGACAACCUGUGACGGUUCCGAGACGAUAAACCGGACAACCUGUGACGGGUUCCGGGACAGUACAACACUCCCUAGCUCGGUCCGGGGCAGACUUGUCGGGUUGUAGUGUGAUCUGUCACGUCUGGCCGGGCCACGUGCGCCCGUGUCUGGGCGCUCACGUGCGCCCGUGUCUGUGCGCUCCCGUGCGCCCGUGUCUGGGCGCUCACGUGCGCCCGUGUUUGUGCGCUCCCGUGCGCCCGUGUCACGGCUGGGCGACCUCCCACCGCCCCCCCCCCCCGAGCUGACCUCCGUGAGGUGCGGCCACACCGCCGCCGCUGCCGCUGGAGAGUACUCGCACACUGCCCACCGUCCGCCCGAAACCAAUACACGACUGCGGCCCUCA
Messenger RNA from Amphibalanus amphitrite, 6617 nucleotides. RefSeq names its product 5'-3' exoribonuclease 1-like. The record is from RefSeq and is a predicted model, not a curated record. Gene Ontology annotation, cellular component: nucleus. Gene Ontology annotation, biological process: rRNA catabolic process; nuclear-transcribed mRNA catabolic process. Gene Ontology annotation, molecular function: 5'-3' RNA exonuclease activity; RNA binding. The transcript is spliced from 27 exons. NCBI's taxonomy places the organism in Eukaryota, Metazoa, Arthropoda, Thecostraca, Balanomorpha, Balanidae. The coding region runs from base 278 to 5509 and encodes 1743 amino acids.